GCUUGCUAGGAGUUAACUAUGGGCGGAACUAGGACAAAAGAGAAAAAACAGGAUCUGCCCUCUGUACAGUCCACACUGCAGAGCUACGGAAUUACAUUCACCAUGGAUCUGGUCAUGGUUCUCAUCUCCAUCAUCGUCAUCUUACUUUUGGUCAAUGCUUUCAAGAAUCAAAAGCAAGGAAAGAACGAACAUUUCCCACCUGGACCAACGCCUUUACCGAUCAUUGGAAAUAUGCACAUAAUGGACAUAAGAAGACCUCAUAAAACGUUUAUGAAGUUGGCUAAGGAGUACGGCACAGUCUUCAGCAUCCAGACAGGAAUGUCAAAAUCUGUUGUCCUAUGUGGUUAUGAUACCAUUAAAGAUGCUUUAAUCAACCAUUCAGAUUUUUUUUCCGAAAGACCACUUUCACCGCUUUUUAAAGAAACAACAAAAGGAUAUGGUGUUGUCUUCUCCAAUGGAGAGAACUGGAAAGUGAUGAGAAGAUUUACGCUCUCAACCUUACGAGAUUAUGGAAUGGGAAGAAAAACCAUAGAAGACAGGAUCAUUGAGGAAUCUGAAUGCUUAAUCCAGAAGAUAAGAUCAUAUCAAGGAAAGCCCUUUGAUAAUCUGACCAGUAUAAAUGCUGCUGUAGCCAAUAUAAUUGUGUCUGUACUGCUGAGUAAAAGAUUUGAUUAUGAGGAUCCGACCAUACUACGGCUUAUUGGUUUAGUCAGUGAGAAUGUAAAACUUCUAAGCAGCCCCUCGGUCAUGCUAUACAAUUGUUAUCCGUUUCUUGGAAAAUAUCUUCCCGGAGCUCACAAAACAAUUUUUGAAAACAUUAGGACGUUUCAUGACUUUAUAAGAAAGACAUUUACAAAACAGAAGAAAGAACUGGAUGUAAAUGACCAGAGAAACCUCAUUGAUGCCUUCUUAGCCAAGCAACAAGAGGGAACGCUGGAAUCCACCCAGUAUUAUCACAAUGAGAAUCUGACUGCUCUGAUAGUAGAUUUGUUUGGGGCUGGAAUGGAGACCACAUCAACCACAUUAAGAUGGGCUAUUCUGCUCAUGAUGAAAUACCCGGAAAUUCAAGAAAAAGUGCAAAAGGAAAUUGAACAAGUGAUCGGAUCGGUCCACCCCCAAAUGGAGCAUAGAAAACAAAUGCCGUAUACAGAUGCUGUCAUUCAUGAAAUUCAGAGAUUUGGGGAUCUUGCACCUGCUGCUUUACAUUCAGUUUCUCAAGAUGUUACCUUUAGAGGCCAUUUUAUUCCAGAGGGAACAUCUGUGAUUGCACUCCUGCAUUCAGCUCUCAGAGAUAAGAAAUACUUUGAGAAACCAGAUGAAUUUUAUCCUGGACAUUUUCUUGACUCCAAUGGAAACUUUAAGAAGAAUGAGGCCUUCAUACCAUUUUCACUAGGUAAAAGAAGUUGUGCUGGCGAGACGUUGGCUAAAAUGGAGAUAUUUCUCUUCUUUACGUCACUAUUGCAAAACUUCACUUUCCAUCCACAACCUGGCGCCGAACUGGACCUUACUCCAGCCACGGGGUUUACAAAUUCCCCCAAGCCUUUUGAAAUCUGUGCCGUGCCUCAUCGAUAGAUUAUGAUUUACAUCCAUCCUCCGUGUCAUCUUUUACAUGCAUAGGAAAAAAAAAAGAUAAAAUGUUUUGACAAACACGAAGCUAUAUAUUUAGGGCAGACGUGAGGAGAUAUUUCCAGCAUGGGACCUACUGUAUACUUUGUAGAGAUUUAGUAAAGUGAUCUACAAGGGUUUCAGGAACAAGUGGAGGACACUGCUGCUAUUUUUCUUCGUAUUUUCCAUUUUUUCAAAAUCUCCUUCACCCCCAUGGUUAUAAACCAGGAUAGUUUUUUUUUUCCAGCAGUCUCAACUUUUUAUUUUUUCAUAAACGUAGCUGUAUGAGGUCUUGUUUAGUGGAAUAAAAAUUGUUUCUUUAGGCUA
Messenger RNA from Bufo bufo (common toad), 1932 nucleotides. Its product is annotated as cytochrome P450 2K6-like. NCBI's taxonomy places the organism in Eukaryota, Metazoa, Chordata, Amphibia, Anura, Bufonidae. Gene Ontology annotation, cellular component: cytoplasm; intracellular membrane-bounded organelle. The record is from RefSeq and is a predicted model, not a curated record. Gene Ontology annotation, biological process: xenobiotic metabolic process. Gene Ontology annotation, molecular function: iron ion binding; oxidoreductase activity, acting on paired donors, with incorporation or reduction of molecular oxygen, reduced flavin or flavoprotein as one donor, and incorporation of one atom of oxygen; heme binding. The transcript is spliced from 10 exons. Bases 19 to 1572 code for a protein of 517 amino acids.